Messenger RNA from Bufo gargarizans (Asiatic toad), 2984 nucleotides. RefSeq names its product solute carrier family 9 member A9 (gene SLC9A9). Lineage: Eukaryota; Metazoa; Chordata; Amphibia; Anura; Bufonidae. The transcript has 16 exons. Gene Ontology annotation, biological process: sodium ion transport; proton transmembrane transport; regulation of pH. Gene Ontology annotation, molecular function: sodium:proton antiporter activity. The coding region runs from base 91 to 2055 and encodes 654 amino acids. Gene Ontology annotation, cellular component: membrane; recycling endosome. The record is from RefSeq and is a predicted model, not a curated record.
GCCCCUCCUAGGUGCCGCUAUGUGACACUGACAUGUCUUACGGGCUCUUGGCAAAGUAGUGCUGCCCAUUGGUGAGUGAAGCGUGCGGCCAUGGCGGGGGGCAGCGAGACGCCGAGGUCCUCCAGGGCACUGGAGUUCUUCCAGCAUCAGGGGGCUCUGGAGCUGCUCGUCUUCAACUUUCUGCUCAUCCUGACCAUCCUGACCAUCUGGCUCUUUAAGAACCGUCGCUUCAGGUUCCUGCACGAGACGGGCGGGGCCAUGGUGUAUGGUCUGGUAAUGGGACUAAUUAUACGUUAUGCCACAAAAUCCUAUGACCUGGAAGAUGGGGCUGUUUACGACUGUGAGAGCUUGAAGAGUAACCCUACAACGCUGCUUAUUAAUGUCACUGACCGCGUAUAUCAGUAUGAAUACCGUGGAGAAAUCAGCAAGCACAACAUGAAAAAUGACCAAGGGAAUGCCAUGCUGCAGAAGAUGACCUUUGACCCUGAGGUUUUCUUUAAUGUGCUGCUGCCUCCAAUAAUUUUCCAUGCUGGAUACAGCCUGAAGAAGAGACAUUUCUUCCGCAAUCUGGGAACCAUAUUAACAUACGCGUUUCUGGGUACCGCCAUUUCUUGCAUUGUUAUUGGGUUGAUAAUGUAUGGCUUUGUUAAGGCCAUGGUACAGCUGGGACAAAUUCAAGCUGGCGAUUUUCACUUUACUGACUGUUUGUUUUUUGGCUCGUUGAUGUCUGCGACAGAUCCAGUAACGGUUCUGGCUAUUUUCCAUGAACUACAUGUGGAUACUGAUCUGUACACCCUGCUCUUUGGAGAGAGCGUCCUCAAUGAUGCUGUCGCUAUUGUCCUCACAUACUCCAUAUCAAUUUACAGCCCAAAGGAGAAUCCGAAUGUGUUUGAUGCAGCUGCCUUCUUCCAAUGUGUCGUCAAUUUCCUGGGAAUAUUUGCUGGAUCAUUUGCUAUGGGCUCUGGAUAUGCUGUCGUCACUGCUUUAUUGACAAAAUUCACAAAAUUGUGUGAAUUUCCCAUGUUGGAGACAGGGCUAUUUUUCCUGCUGUCAUGGAGUGCUUUCCUAUCUGCAGAAGCAGCAGGGCUGACAGGGAUUGUUGCCGUCUUGUUUUGUGGAGUGACCCAAGCCCAUUACACAUACAACAACUUAUCGGAGGAGUCCAAACUGAGAACUAAACAGCUGUUCGAAUUCAUGAACUUCCUGGCAGAGAACUUCAUCUUCUGUUACAUGGGGCUGGCGUUAUUUACCUUCCAGAACCACAUCUUUAAUGCUCUCUUUAUAUUUGGAGCAGUCAUAUCAAUCUUUGUUGCAAGAGCUUGUAACAUAUACCCACUUACAUUUUUCUUGAAUUUGGGUCGUAGAAGAAGAAUUCCCUGGAAUUUUCAACACAUGAUGAUGUUCUCAGGUUUACGUGGCGCUAUAGCUUUCGCACUAGCUAUUCGAGAUACCGAUUCUCAGCCCAAACAGAUUAUGUUUACCACAACGUUGUUGGUUGUCUUUUUCACCGUGUGGGUUUUCGGAGGUGGUACAACACCAAUGCUGACAUGGCUCCAAAUCAGAGUUGGUGUGGAUCCAGACCAGGACUUGAAGGAUCGACCUGCAAACCAGAGAACAGAAAACCCCACUGAAGGUUCUACCAAGGAAGAGAGCGCCCAUCUGUUCAGAGUAUGGUAUGGUUUCGAUCACAAAUACCUCAAACCCAUAUUAACACACAGUGGUCCUCCUCUCACAAGCACAUUGCCGCAGUGGUGCAGUCCUAUCGCCAGAGUGCUGACCAGCCCCAGGGCCUACUCACAGGAAGAGCUGAAAGAUGAUGAUAUGGACUGCAUUGUCAGCCAUGAUGAACUGACGUCAUCCUACGAGGACACCCAACCGGCUACUACCCUUCCCCCUACUGCACAGCAGAGCAGAGAUGAGCAACAGUCGGUACCGGCUGAGGGUACAGAUAAUGUACGGGAUGGAGAUCUUGGACUUGGGAGACAUGAAUUUUCAUUUGACAGAGUAUCAUAUCCCCCUCAUCUCAGCCAGCCCGGGGGGCAUGUAACCAUGUAAUUGUGCUUAUAAAUUCAGAUCUUCCUGGAGAUAUAAUACAUAUUAUUCUGGAUGAAGGAAGGGGUUUUAUUUGGCUAUGGAUGAAGGAAGGGAUUUUUAUUUUUAUUUCUUUUAACAUGUUGCAUGGACAAAGAGCCAGCCAUUUUGUCCUAAAAUGUAACAUGCCAGUUUACUAGGAAUCAGUAUACCUCAGUUAGGUGGGUUAUUAGGGUAUGCUAUAGUGAUAGUAUGGGGUCUCUAUAAAAGGGUGGGAGUUUGGGUGCCGAGACUUCAAGGAUCGCUAGAACAAACUGCAGUGUUCUGACUAGGGGCGCGUAAAUAUUAAAAGGAGCAUGGAAUCAUCGCCCGCUCCCAGGUUACAAAUAGCUAGUUAACAUGAGCCAGGAAUGGGGGAAAGAUUAGCGGGUGUACUCCCGACCGGCACACUGGCAGGGAGCACCUCCUGUGACUCUUCUUCGUGUUCCCAGCUUGCCGCAGUGAUUGUAACCAGGGGGCCUGUCAGGAGUUUAUGCUGUCCAUUGUUUGGGUAGCACAAAACUGAUGACAGGUUCCCUUAAAAUCUUUAAUUUCUACUUAGUGAACACAAUGCAAUUGCCUCAGCCUGUAGUCUAAUUUAUAUAUAUCUAAAGUGCACUUUUAUUCCAAGACUAUGCACAAUUUAUAUUCGUAAUCAUUAUUCUGUCCGCACUAUUGUCAGAUUUAUAAUACAGUAUAUAAUGUUUCAGAGUUUAUACUCAAUGUUGUGAAACCCCAAUCACUUGUAUUGAUACAUAUAUUAAGUCAUUUAACUAUAACCCCUAGAAUAUAGAUAGAAUAUAUAUGUAAUACGUAUUGAGAAUUAUUAUUAUUAUUAUUAUUAUUGUACCUUAAAGGGGUUGUCUCACUUCAGCAAGUGGCAUUAAUCAUGUAGACAAAGUGAAUACAAGGCA